This is a messenger RNA of Puma concolor (puma), 726 nucleotides long. The record is from RefSeq and is a predicted model, not a curated record. Lineage: Eukaryota; Metazoa; Chordata; Mammalia; Carnivora; Felidae.
AUGAAAGCCCCUGACGGCUUCAACACGACAGGAGCAGAUCUGGAGCUCCGAACCGUCCCCUCUCCCCAGGAUGGCUUCAACGAGAUCAUGCUGGAAGCCGUGGACCUUCACCAUCAUCAGAACAACGACGAGGAAUCCAGCCCGUUACUUCCCGAAGUGCGGCAGGAGCUACGUUCCAGAGUCUUGAGGUCCUCCGUCCUCGACCUGGAAGAGAAGGAGCACCCCGUGGUCCGGAAGACGGAGGAGAGCUUUUGUGACCGAGCCCUGAGGUUGUUCCGAAGGCUGCUUUACCAACUGCAGCUCAAGUGGCAGGCCGCACUGGCGUGGCUGAGGGAGAAGGUGGCCGCCGGCUUUCAGGCCUUCUGCAACGCAGUGGAGGCCAUCUGCAGCGCCUUUAACAGUUUCUGCACCUCAGUGGCUCAGGUGUUCAGGAGCGCCGUCCAGGCCUAGCCCAGCCCUCCCCGGCCGCUUUCCUUGUCCGGGUCCGGCCCGUCGCGCUGGCUGUGGCGUCCUAAUAAGAGUUGGCUGCGGGCGCCCGGGGGCUCGGUUGAGCGUCCGCCUUCGGCUCAGGUCAGGAUCUCACGGUUCAUGGGCAUGAGCCCCGAGCCCCGCCCCGUCGGGCUCUGUGCUGACAGCUCGGAGCCUGGAGCCUGCUUUGGAAUCUGUGACUCCCCGCCUCUCGCUGUCCCCUCCCCAGCUCCUGCUCUCUGUCUCUCAAAAAAUAAA